UUUCCCCCUUAAAAAACAAAAUCCCUGUUCCAAAUUUCAUCAGCGUCCCUUCAGCUCUUUGACGUGAUUGAGAACUAACAUACACAAACCCACUCACUCGCAUAUAUUUUAUAACGACGCCCGUUGACAAGGACGUUGAUAAUAGGUUAGCAAGAUACACAUGUUCAUUUCAAACCUUAAUGUCACAUGUUCACAACCUACACGAAAAAGAGAAGCCAAAAAAUUAAAAAAAUAAAAAUAAUAGAAAAAUAUCUAAACGUCAACCCCAUCUGUCACCGCCAUUUUUUCUAUUUACGCUACAAAUCGACGUCGAUAACGCAACAAAAUGCACAUUAGCUACAAUAAUAUAAAAUUAUUCCGUGUGAACGUACCGAAAUUCAUAUAACAAAUAAAUAUGGCGUGUCACACAAAGAUCGCCAAUAAAAUGAAAGAAGAUGAAUUGGCAAUCAAAGGAACUCAUUUAUUGGGUCCAAGUGUGGAAUCAAAAUUCGACGAAUUGAAGUACGAAGUGAUACAUAAGAUAGACAAAGAACUCACGGACUCUCAGAAUGCGAGAGACUACAUUUCUCAAAAAUACGAUGAGCUUUGCAGCAAGAUACAGUACUUGACGGAGUUGGAUGCUACUGUGACUGGUUUCCGAAGUGACGUCAAGGCUAUAGAGAAGCAAAUCACUGAGCUGUCGUUGAGAGUCGAUGAUAUCGAGAAGAAAACUAUUUGUAGAGAAUGUCCUUCGCUUACGUCGUCCAUGUUUUAACAAAUAAAUUGUUUUUUUGUAUAGAUUUUGAGCUUUCAUUUACUCUUUACUCCUUUUUAG
This is a messenger RNA of Spodoptera litura, 814 nucleotides long. RefSeq lists its product as uncharacterized. NCBI's taxonomy places the organism in Eukaryota, Metazoa, Arthropoda, Insecta, Lepidoptera, Noctuidae. The record is from RefSeq and is a predicted model, not a curated record.